Molecule: messenger RNA, 246 nt
Organism: Lodderomyces parapsilosis
Lineage: Eukaryota; Fungi; Ascomycota; Pichiomycetes; Serinales; Debaryomycetaceae
Exons: 1
Coding region: 1-246 (81 amino acids)
Source: RefSeq, a predicted model, not a curated record
AUGAUUUUCAGAAGAGCAUUUUCACAAGUCUCAAGAGGAGCUUUCGCCAAAACCUCAUCCACCAGAUCUACCAUGAAACAAAUUCCCAAUGUUGGAACCAAAACUACUGAAAAAGUUGCACAACAACAACAACCAGAAAAAACCGGUUCGUUUAGAUCUUUCGCUGAGUACAGGCUUAGGGUGAGCAACCAAUCUCCAUUGGCAGUCAGAUCCAAAGAUUUUAAUGCUAACUUGAGACUUCACUAA